AUGUCUGACGCUGCCAUGUCUGCCGCUGCCGUAUCUGACGCCGCCGAGGCUGCCGCCAGCCGAGCCCACCUUGCCGCGAUGGGGUUUCCGUUCCCGGGCGAGUCGGUUCUCAACGAGCCGCUGCCGGACACCCUUGCUGCUCUCGCCAACGUGUUGGUAAUCCCAACAAUGGCCGCGAUGUCCGAGUCUGAGUACCAAGAGACACAGGAUAGGAAGUAG
Messenger RNA from Colletotrichum spaethianum, 219 nucleotides. RefSeq lists its product as uncharacterized. The transcript has a single exon. The coding region runs from base 1 to 219 and encodes 72 amino acids. The record is from RefSeq and is a predicted model, not a curated record. Lineage: Eukaryota; Fungi; Ascomycota; Sordariomycetes; Glomerellales; Glomerellaceae.